Pongo pygmaeus (Bornean orangutan) is the source of this 9716-nucleotide messenger RNA. It is a transcript of the gene MICAL3, whose product is annotated as microtubule associated monooxygenase, calponin and LIM domain containing 3. The record is from RefSeq and is a predicted model, not a curated record. Bases 371 to 6622 code for a protein of 2083 amino acids. NCBI's taxonomy places the organism in Eukaryota, Metazoa, Chordata, Mammalia, Primates, Hominidae. Gene Ontology annotation, molecular function: protein binding; FAD binding. The transcript is spliced from 36 exons.
CACAUAUCCCGUGAGAUUCUGGCAAGACUGAGCGUGCAGGUAGCAAUGGAGUCCCUGAGGACGGGGGCCGCGUGCCAGUUUUCGAGGUGCACUGAGAUAUCUCGCCCCCGAGGCUGGGGUCCUGUGGUCCGGCCCGAGGGCCACAACCCCCGCCCUUCCAUGUGCCCGCCCAUCCCCCGGCUGCGCCGCUUCUCCGGCUGCUGCUUACCGCGCCGGACGCUCGGGCUGCGGGACAGGGCGGCACCGGCCGGCCACAGCGACGCCGGCGCCGAGGGACACCGCAGCAUGAGGCAGAGAUUAACGUGACAGUGUCAGGUGGACCCACAGCCAUCCCACCUCCCCUUCUGGGGAGUGCUGAGAGUGAGGUAGCAUGGAGGAGAGGAAGCAUGAGACCAUGAACCCAGCUCAUGUCCUCUUUGACCGGUUUGUCCAGGCCACCACCUGCAAGGGAACCCUCAAGGCCUUCCAGGAGCUCUGUGACCACCUGGAACUAAAGCCAAAGGACUACCGCUCCUUCUAUCACAAGCUCAAGUCCAAGCUUAACUACUGGAAAGCCAAAGCCCUCUGGGCAAAGUUGGACAAACGGGGCAGUCACAAAGACUACAAAAAGGGAAAAGCGUGCACUAACACAAAGUGUCUCAUCAUUGGGGCUGGCCCCUGUGGUCUCCGUACAGCCAUCGACUUAUCCUUACUGGGGGCCAAGGUGGUUGUUAUUGAGAAACGAGAUGCCUUCUCCCGCAACAACGUCUUGCAUCUCUGGCCAUUCACCAUACAUGAUCUACGAGGUCUGGGUGCCAAGAAGUUCUAUGGCAAGUUCUGUGCCGGAGCCAUCGACCAUAUCAGUAUCCGUCAGCUCCAGCUAAUACUUUUGAAAGUAGCCUUGAUCCUAGGCAUUGAGAUCCAUGUCAAUGUGGAAUUCCAAGGACUUAUACAGCCUCCUGAGGACCAAGAGAAUGAACGGAUAGGCUGGCGGGCACUGGUGCACCCCAAGACUCAUCCUGUGUCAGAGUAUGAAUUUGAAGUGAUCAUCGGUGGGGAUGGUCGGAGGAACACCUUGGAAGGGUUUCGUCGGAAAGAAUUCCGUGGCAAACUGGCCAUCGCCAUCACAGCAAAUUUUAUCAACCGAAAUACAACAGCAGAAGCUAAAGUGGAAGAGAUCAGUGGUGUGGCUUUUAUAUUCAACCAAAAAUUUUUCCAGGAACUGAGGGAAGCCACAGGUAUUGACUUGGAGAACAUCGUUUACUACAAAGAUGACACACACUAUUUCGUUAUGACAGCCAAAAAGCAGAGUUUGCUGGACAAAGGAGUGAUACUACAUGACUAUGCCGACACAGAGCUCCUGCUUUCCCGAGAAAACGUGGACCAGGAGGCUCUGCUCAGCUAUGCCAGGGAGGCGGCAGACUUCUCUACCCAGCAGCAGCUGCCAUCUCUGGAUUUUGCCAUCAAUCACUAUGGGCAGCCCGAUGUGGCCAUGUUUGACUUCACUUGUAUGUAUGCCUCCGAGAAUGCCGCCUUGGUGCGGGAGCAGAACGGACACCAGUUACUAGUGGCUCUGGUCGGGGACAGCCUCCUAGAGCCUUUCUGGCCAAUGGGAACAGGAAUAGCCCGGGGCUUUCUAGCUGCUAUGGACUCUGCCUGGAUGGUCCGAAGUUGGUCUCUAGGAACAAGCCCUUUGGAAGUGCUGGCAGAAAGGGAAAGUAUUUACAGGUUGCUGCCUCAGACCACCCCUGAGAAUGUGAGUAAGAACUUCAGCCAGUACAGUAUCGACCCCGUCACUCGGUAUCCCAAUAUCAAUGUCAACUUCCUCCGGCCAAGCCAGGUGCGCCAUUUAUAUGAUACUGGCGAAACAAAAGAUAUUCACCUGGAAAUGGAGAGCCUGGUGAAUUCCCGAACCACCCCCAAAUUGACUCGCAAUGAGUCUGUAGCUCGUUCAAGCAAACUGCUGGGUUGGUGCCAGAGGCAGACAGAUGGCUAUGCAGGCGUAAACGUGACAGAUCUCACCAUGUCCUGGAAAAGUGGCUUGGCCCUUUGUGCAAUUAUCCAUAGAUACCGCCCUGACCUGAUAGAUUUUGAUUCUUUGGAUGAGCAAAAUGUGGAGAAGAAUAACCAGCUGGCCUUUGACAUUGCUGAGAAGGAAUUGGGCAUUUCCCCCAUCAUGACAGGCAAAGAAAUGGCCUCCGUGGGGGAGCCUGAUAAGCUGUCCAUGGUGAUGUACCUGACUCAGUUCUACGAGAUGUUUAAGGACUCCCUCCCCUCUAGCGACACCUUGGACCUAAAUGCCGAGGAGAAAGCAGUCCUGAUAGCCAGCACCAGAUCCCCUAUCUCCUUUCUAAGCAAACUUGGCCAGACCAUCUCUCGGAAGCGUUCUCCCAAGGAUAAAAAGGAAAAGGACCUGGAUGGUGCUGGGAAGAGGAGAAAGACCAGUCAAUCAGAGGAGGAGGAAGCUCCUCGGGGCCACAGAGGAGAAAGAGCGACCCUGGUGAGCACUCUGACAGACAGGAGGAUGGAUGUUGCCGUUGGGAACCAGAACAAAGUGAAGUACAUGGCGACCCAGCUGCUGGCCAAAUUUGAAGAGAAUGCGCCCGCACAGUCCAUCGGCAUACGGAGACAGCUGACACAAGAGCGUGGGGCCAGCCAGCCGUCCUGCUGCCUGCCUGGGCAGGUUCGCCCUGCCCCCACCCCCCCGUGGAAACAGGGCUCCAUGAAGAAGGAGUUCCCACAGAACCUGGGAGGCAGCGACACGUGCUACUUCUGCCAGAAGCGGGUCUACGUGAUGGAGAGGCUGAGUGCCGAGGGCAAGUUCUUCCACCGGAGCUGCUUCAAGUGCGAGUACUGCGCCACCACCCUGCGCCUUUCAGCCUACGCCUACGACAUCGAGGAUGGUAAAUUCUACUGUAAGCCACACUACUGCUAUCGACUCUCUGGGUACGCACAAAGGAAGAGACCAGCGGUGGCUCCCCUGUCUGGAAAGGAGACCAAAGGACCCCUGCAGGAUGGUGUCACCACAGACGCAAACGGACGGGCCAGCGCCGCGGCCGGCUCCACUGAGAGAACCCCAGGUUCAGGCGUGAACGGCCUGGAGGAGCCCAGCAUCGCCAAGCGGCUGAGGGGCACCCCAGAGCGGAUCGAGCUGGAGAACUACCGCCUGUCCCUGAGGCAGGCUGAGGCGCUGCAGGAGGUACCGGAGGAGACUCAGGCCGAGCACAACCUGAGCAGCGUGCUGGACACAGGCGCCGAGGAGGACGUCGCCAGCAGUAGUUCCGAGUCUGAGAUGGAGGAGGAGGAAGAGGAGGAGGAGGAGCCUCGCCUGCCCCCAUCUGACCUGGGUGGUGUUCCAUGGAAGGAGGCCGUGCGGAUCCAUGCCCUUCUGAAAGGGAAAAGUGAAGAGGAGCUAGAGGCCUCAAAGAGCUUUGGGCCUGGGAAUGAAGAGGAGGAGGAGGAGGAAGAAUAUGAAGAGGAGGAGGAGGAGGACUAUGACGAGGAGGAGGAAGAGUCCAGUGAAGCCGGGAACCAGAGGUUCCAGCAGGUCAUGCACGCGGUGGAUCCUCUGGAGAUCCAGGCUGACGUGCACUGGACUCAUAUCCGUGAGAGAGAGGAGGAAGAGAGGAUGGCACCGGCCUCUGAGUCCUCUGCUUCCAGAGUGCCCGACCUUCCCUCCAUACGCCGCGCGGCGGUGCAGGCCUGGCUGGAGACGGUCUCCGGAGCCCCAUUGGAUGAGAAUGACCUAGAGGAAGAUGUGGACUCGGAACCAGCCGAGAUAGAAGGGGAGGCAGCAGAGGAUGGGGACCCAGGGGACACUGGUGCUGAGCUGGAUGAUGAUCAGCACUGGUCUGACAGCCCGUCGGAUGCUGACAGAGAGCUGCAUUUGUUGCGCCCAGCUGAGGGGGAAGCAGAGCCGGAGCUGAGGGUGUCGGAAGAUGAAGAGAAGCUGCCCGCCUCACCGAAGCACCAAGAGAGAGGUCCUUCCCAAGCCACCAGCCCCAUCCGGUCUCCCCGGGAAUCAGCUCUUCUGUUCACUCCAGUCCACAGCCCCUCAACAGAGGGGCCCCAACUCCCACCUGUCCCUGCCGCCACCCAGGAGAAAUCACCCGAGGAGCGCCAUUUCCCUGAGCCUUUGCUCCCCAAAGAGAAGCCCAAAGCUGAUGCCCCCUCGGAUCUGAAGGCUGUGCACUCUCCCAUCCGAUCGCAGCCAGUGGCCCUGCCAGAAGCCAGGACUCCUGUCUCACCAGGGAGCCCGCAGCCCCGGCCACCCGUGGCAGCCUCCACGCCCCCACCCAGCCCACUCCCCAUCUGCUCCCAGCCCCAGCCUUCCACCGAGGCCACUGUCCCGUCCCCUACCCAGUCCCCCAUACGCUUCCAGCCUGCCCCGGCCAAAACAUCCACCCCACUGGCCCCUCUCCCUGUCCAAAGCCAAAGCGACACCAAGGACAGGCUGGGCAGCCCCCUUGCUGUGGACGAGGCCCUCAGACGGAGCGACCUGGUGGAGGAGUUCUGGAUGAAGAGUGCGGAGAUCCGCCGCAGCCUCGGGCUCACACCUGUGGACCGCAGCAAGGGGCCGGAGCCCAGCUUCCCCACGCCUGCCUUCAGGCCAGUGUCCCUCAAAUCCUAUUCCGUUGAAAAGUCCCCCCAGGAUGAGGGACUCCACCUUCUCAAGCCUCUGUCCGUCCCCAAAAGGCUGGGCCUGCCAAAGCCGGAGGGCGAGCCAUUGUCCCUGCCAACCCCCCGGUCCCCGUCCGACAGAGAGCUACGCAGCGCCCAGGAGGAGCGCAGGGAGCUGUCCAGCAGCUCUGGCCUCGGCCUGCACGGGAGCUCCUCCAACAUGAAGACACUGGGCAGCCAGAGCUUCAACACCUCGGACUCCGCCAUGCUCACGCCCCCCUCCAGCCCGCCCCCGCCACCGCCCCCGGGCGAGGAGCCCGCCACCUUGCGGAGGAAGCUCAGGGAGGCGGAGCCCAACGCCUCGGUUGUCCCGCCGCCCUUGCCUGCCACCUGGAUGCGGCCCCCCCGGGAGCCUGCUCAGCCCCUCAGAGAGGACGUGCGGAAGUCUUUUGUGGAGAGCGUGGAGGAGAUCCCCUUCGCUGACGACGUGGAGGACACCUAUGACGACAAGACUGAGGACUCAAGCCUGCAGGAGAAAUUCUUCACGCCCCCGUCCUGCUGGCCGCGCCCUGAGAAGCCUCCCCACCCGCCCCUGGCCAAGGAGAAUGGGAGGCUGCCUGCUCUGGAGGGGACGCUGCAGCCGCAGAAGAGGGGGCUGCCCUUGGUCUCCGCGGAAGCCAAGGAGUUGGCCGAGGAGCGCAUGCGAGCCAGGGAGAAGUCCGUGAAGAGCCAGGCGCUGCGGGACGCCAUGGCCAGGCAGCUGAGCAGGAUGCAGCAGAUGGAGCUGGCCUCAGGCGCCCCCAGGCCCCGCAAGGCGUCCUCAGCACCCUCCCAGGGCAAGGAGCGCCGGCCUGACUCCCCCACACGCCCCACUCUCAAGGGCUCCGAUGAGCCCACCCUGAAGCAUGAAGCCACCAGCGAGGAGGUCCUCUCCCCGCCGUCGGACUCGGGGGGCCCAGAUGGCUCUUUCACUUCAUCCGAGGGCUCCAGUGGGAAGAGCAAGAAAAGGUCGUCACUCUUCUCCCCCCGCAGAAACAAGAAGGAGAAGAAGUCCAAAGGCGAGGGCCGGCCACCGGAGAAACCCAGCCCCAACCUCCUGGAGGAAGCCGCCGCCAAACCCAAGUCCCUGUGGAAGUCCGUCUUCUCCGGGUACAAGAAGGACAAGAAGAAGAAGGCCGACGACAAGUCCUGCCCCAGCACCCCCUCCAGCGGGGCCACGGUGGACUCCGGCAAGCACAGGGCGCUUCCCGUCGUAAGGGCAGAGCUGCAGCUCCGGCGCCAGCUGAGCUUCUCCGAAGACUCAGACCUCUCCAGCGACGAUGUCCUUGAGAAGUCCUCACAGAAGUCCCGGCGAGAGUCGAUUUAUGUACCACACGCCUUGGCAUUCGGGAGAUCAUGUGCAUCAAAGCCAAGAACCUACACAGAGGAGGAACUGAAUGCCAAGCUGACCCGGCGUGUGCAAAAGGCAGCUCGGAGACAGGCCAAGCAGGAGGAGCUUAAGCGGCUGCAUCGAGCCCAGAUCAUCCAGCGGCAGCUGCAGCAGGUGGAGGAGAGGCAGCGGCGGCUGGAGGAAAGGGGCGUGGCUGUGGAGAAGGCGCUCCGGGGCGAAGCAGACUAUUGGGGAGAGUCUUAUUACAGUGGCCUCAUCGACUUGCAUCUGGGUGGUAUGGGCAAGAAGGAUGACCCCAAGCUGAUGCAGGAGUGGUUCAAGCUAGUGCAGGAGAAGAACGCCAUGGUGCGCUACGAGUCGGAGCUGAUGAUCUUUGCCCGGGAGCUGGAGCUGGAAGACCGGCAGAGCCGACUGCAGCAGGAGCUCCGGGAACGCAUGGCAGUGGAAGAUCACCUUAAGACUGAGGAGGAGCUGUCAGAAGAGAAGCAGAUUCUCAAUGAGAUGCUGGAGGUGGUGGAGCAGAGAGACUCACUGGUGGCGCUGCUAGAGGAGCAGCGGCUCCGGGAGACAGAGGAGGACAAGGACCUGGAGGCUGCCAUGCUGUCCAAGGGCUUCAGCCUUAACUGGUCCUGAGCUCCCACCCAACGCCCCAUUUUCUGUUGGCAUCCGCCUGGCCGGGCAGUGGCCUCCAAACCACCUGGAGCCGCGAUCUGAGGAGGCCUGGCACCUCCUUGGAGUUUACGCUCAGAUGCCCGUGUGCUGCUUGGAAAGUGGUCGAGUCCCACCUGCAGUGGGGAGCCCCAGGUGACAGUGGUUAUCUGAGACGGCUCCACCUCCUGGGAGGAGGCCCACCUGGACCUCCCGCUCAGAGGAGGAGCACGGCGUGUAUGGCAUGACGCAGGGGACCACCCCGCGCGCUCCCUGAGGAUGUGCUGGCUGUGCGCCUUUCUUCCACUGGCACAUUUGGUAAGAGAGGGAAGCUGCUCCUCGUCAGAACCACAGUGCGCCGUGCGAGGGGCACUGUCUUCGUCAUGCUCCCUGGAGCACCACCAAAGAAACGUAAACAAUACCCCACGAAAGCAGGGUCAGGGCUCAGGGUGUGAUCGAGACCCAAGAUGGGGGCGUCCAGUCAUGCCCACCCCAGCAUCACAGGAGACGUGGAGGUGCGGGCAGGCUCCUGAAUUAUUAUGCAAAUUAGGAGGACGCAGGAGGGGUCUGCCCUCCGGCCCAACACCACACACUGGACCCUAAGUGGCCAAAUGCCUGGGCCGCUUGCUGGCUGUGGCCUGAGGCUUGUGAGUUGCUGCAUUUUGCUUGUAGUUCACAACCACUUUGACACUGGAAAAUGCUGACUUUGGGGGACAGGAUGAGGCCCUACAUUCUAAGCCCCCAGUUGGCAGACAGGCAUUGUCCCUGUUCCACAUUUAUGUCGGGGCAGGAGAUGACCUUUUCCUCGGUGUUUUUCCUGUGUUUGCACAUUGAAAUGAAGCUGACAACCUGGCAAGAUGCUCAGCCGCUUCAAACCCUUUUUGUCAAUUAACUUAUUUUUUUAAUACUUGAAAAGAAGUAACUUCGUUUGUAUAUCUUUACUAGAGACACUGAUCACCUGCACCCGGGUGCGGGAGCCACAGCGGCAUCUGGUGCGUCCUACACGACCUGGUCGGGGGCUGCCCGGCGCUCGUCACGUGCAUCUAUUUAUUAGCUUUUCUCUUCGUAUCACUGGCCUGGCUGGCAUCAGGGAGCUGCCCAGAACCCCCGUGUGGGUCCUGCUCACACCUUUCUGUCCCCUCCUCCACCCGGUGCCUGCCUCACCCUGGCGCUAGACCAUCUGGACCGCUCAUGUGAUGAGGGUGCAUUUCCGUUCUGUUUUGGGCCAAGCCAACAGCAGAGCUGCCACUCUCACCCUCCCGAUGAGAAUUCCGGCUCUGCAGAACUCGCCCUUGUCUCAGUUUGGGGGCCAGGGCAUCACCUUCCUCCGCACGUAUGUUAAAGAAGGUUUAAGGAUAGGCCCUCGUCCACACUGGCCAAGAGGGUGCAAGGUGGGACCCUGGAAUCAUGUGGCUGGUGAGAAUUCCCUCCUCCCAGCCUAAGAUUCACCCAGACGGAAACGCAAGUGCUGCAGUGGGUGCUGGGAUGCAAGCUGGCCUCUCUCAAGCAGAUCAGCGACUCCUGCCCUUCCUUCCGAAGGCGACGGGCACCUGCCUUGUGCAGGAUCUUCAUGGGGCCAUAAAGGGUGGCGAGCCCCGAAUCACUAGCUCCUAUAGCCAAACCGUUCGUUUCUCACAGUUCCGCACCAGCCUGGCUGUGUACAGCUCAUCAAGCCACUGAGCUAAUAGGGGGUGGGGUGCUUGUCCAUCAAAGCAGUUAGCACAUAGCCCAGCGAGGAGCCAUCCGGACCAGACCCGCCUGCCAGGGGCGCUCCAGCCGCCUGCCGCCUCCGUGGGCUGGGGCCAGCUGGGAGCAGAGGCCUGGCCCCUCCAAGGCGUCCCACAGCGGAGCAGGCUGAGUGGCCGUGCUGACCUUUGGCUUUCCAUGGGAACCACACUGUGCCUCAACUUGAACAUUCAUCCCAACUGCAAAGGAGCAAAGAACCUGUGUCAUCCCUGUCUGUCCAGAAGCUGCCAUCUCUCUCCUGUGCACAUCCGGGAGAUAACACUGCUAGUGGCCGCCACAGCUCUGAUUCUCCACCUGUUCUCACGUGAGGCAAAGGUCUCCUUUUCUUUUCUCUUUACUUAAAAAAGGGGAGAGGAGGGUUUCUAGAUUCCGUCUUCAAACCCCAGUCGUCCCAUAAAAUUGGAAGUGGGAAAAGACCUUCACUGCCCGUGUGGCCUUUCCCAGACCUCUCCUCUCGAAUGCCACAAAACCGGUCCAGCCCCGGCAGAGCCGCCUUUGGCCCUUGUAGCUCCUGCUGGCCCCACAACGGGGAAGCAGUUUGCGAAGUGGCUCGGAAGGAGUGUGGCCCAGGGAUCUGCUAUAAGUGGCCGGACGUAGCAGGAGAGCCCAGUGUCACCUUCUGGUCCUGGUCAGCCUUAACACUGUGGCAUCCUCCACAGCACACACGGUGGCCUGCAGUCUGGAAGGCGGACCCGAGCCUUUGCAGAGAGGUGCCACAGAGCCGCAGCCCUGCACAGCAGCCCCAGCCUUCUCCUGACUGUGAGGACACCCAGUUCUAGUAGAGCACUUUUUUUUAAAGCUCCCAUUUUGUAACCACUAGUUUGCAGUUGACUUGAGUACUCUGGUGACUUGCUGCGUGAAGCGUUCUCAAGCUGUGAGAAUGUGCGCAGCUCCAGGCAGGUUUUCUCUCGGAGAGUUAAGUCUUCCCGUGAAGGCAGGGAAGCAGGUUGGAUACACAUAUAUCACACGCAUAAAACACCAGGCGCGGGAGCAGCCCAGACUCAAGGCUGACUAAACUGGAGGCUGAAUACUAUGGAGGUCCACAUGCAGCUUCCCUGGAGGGCAGGCCGGAGGCGCUGCCGCCCCUGGGCUUGAGGAUUCCGCACCCCGUGGGCUUCCAGGCCUGCCCAGAUGAUGCCUUCAGGCCUUUGCCCCUGGCAGCCAUCCUCAGGCCGAUUUUGACCAGCAAUGAUAGACUCUUCUUAACCCUUUCAAAAGAAAUUUUUCAGUGGGACAGGAAGGAGAGUUAAAAAACAUUUUUUUAAAGGUGGUAACAUCUGACCCACAAAGGGAAUGGGUCUGUUUUAUGCGAAAUAAAGGUUUUUCAAAUAAA